AUGUCGAGAGUAGCGCUAACAGUGUUAUGUUGGCUCCUGUUAAUUUUCAAAGAAACUCAAACCGCCGAUGUCGGAUGCACCUUUGCUCAAAACCUAAUCGUUGGCAAUACAUAUUACGUCUAUAAUAACGAAUAUCCAUAUCAGUACGAAGGACAGCAUAAUUGCGCGUGGACCCUAAAAAGUGACUACCGUGUAAACUUGCAUUGUACCACAUUCGAACUACCCUGGACUGUAAAUUGCAUUGGAGAUAUACUGACGGUCCAAACUAAUUCUACCACCUCGCAUAAAUAUUGUGGAAAUGGCGCUUUCAAUAUAACAUCCACUGAUCCCACGAUGGUGGUGAAGUUGUCAACAUCUGUAUUCUCGACGGGUGGUCGAUUCCUUUGCGAGGCAAGGGCGCUUGAGAGACCGCAGGAUUCUCAGGACUGCCGAUGUGGAUGGAAAAAUCCUACAAGAAUCGUCGGUGGAGUGGAAGCGGGUGUAAACGAAUUUCCAAUGAUGGCCGGCUUGAUCGACGUCACGAUCCUCGGAGUGUGGUGCGGAGGUACAAUAAUAUCAAACAGAUACGUACUCUCAGCAGCUCACUGUGUCUAUAAGAGAAACACCUCAGAUUUUGGUGUCCUAGUGGGCGAUCAUGAUAUAUCCAUAGGUAACGAUACCAAUGCCGCGGUGUUGCAUAAAGUGAUUCAAUUUCUCAUACACCCUGACUAUAGGAAUAGAGGAAAUUUUAACGAUAUGGCUCUCGUGAAGACGGAGACACAAAUUGUUUUUAAUAAUCGAGUUGGACCGGCCUGUCUACCGUUUCAACAUCAGCCGGAUACCUUUGGAGGCAAUUUCGUUGAAGCGUUGGGUUGGGGAUCAAGGGAAUUCGGCCAAGGUCCCUCAGAUACCCUCCAGAAGGUCACUCUAAGCAUAUGGACAAACCUAGAGUGUUCGAAAGUAUACCCAAACGUCACCAGAGCUAGCCUUUGCACUUACGGCAAAGGCAAAGACGCCUGUCAGUUUGACAGUGGCGGUCCAGUGUUGUGGCAGAACCCUACCACCAAGAGACUUGUACUUGUAGCAGUCAUCAGCGCAGGUACAGACUGUGGUGUCACCGCUGGUCUAAAUACCAGAGUCGGUGCUUACUUAGACUGGAUCGUAUCAGCGACUUCAGAUUCCUCAUAUUGCAUCAGUGAAUAAACAUGGUUGACUUCUUCAUCUCUUCGUCCCGUUUCGUCCACGUAUCAGGACAGUUUUCAUUAUCUUUUCAUUACAGAGGACAGCACGUUCUUGAAGAUCGUUGAUUGCGACGAACGUAAGUAGAUAUAGGGUUAUCGAUCGGAAUUCAACAUUAUUAAUAUUACCCAUUAAUUUUUCCUAGAACCGUUACGGAAAAAUCUAUAGACAAUAUUAAUAAUGUCGAAUUCCGAUCGAUAACCGUACACGUACGUACGUACGUCGCAAUCAAUGACCGAUUUUCGAGGACGUGUAUAUCCGUCCUUUGCUAUGAAAAGAUAAUGAGAACAGUCACUCGUACAUAUGAUAUAUCAUCGAUUCACGUUCAUCAUGCAGCUGCAACAAGCAGUUUGCCGUGUA
Molecule: messenger RNA, 1578 nt
Organism: Megachile rotundata (alfalfa leafcutting bee)
Lineage: Eukaryota; Metazoa; Arthropoda; Insecta; Hymenoptera; Megachilidae
Product: venom serine protease 34-like
Biological process (GO): proteolysis
Molecular function (GO): serine-type endopeptidase activity
Source: RefSeq, a predicted model, not a curated record